Molecule: messenger RNA, 2463 nt
Organism: Myxocyprinus asiaticus (Chinese sucker)
Lineage: Eukaryota; Metazoa; Chordata; Actinopteri; Cypriniformes; Catostomidae
Product: thioredoxin-related transmembrane protein 1-like
Exons: 8
Coding region: 4-942 (312 amino acids)
Source: RefSeq, a predicted model, not a curated record
AUCAUGUGCUCCAGCAGCAAUAUGGCGGGAGUGAAACGCCUUGACAUGCAGAAAUAUCGCAUAAAUUCACACUGGAUAUACCCUCUAUUACUGAUCCAGAUGUAUGGUGUUUUCGCACAGACUGACGGUAAUAAUGUGGUAACGGUGGCCGAUGCGAACUGGACGCUCAUUCUACAGGGCGAGUGGAUGAUCAAAUUUUAUGCUCCAUGGUGUCCGGCGUGUCAACAUUUACAGGCAGACUGGGAGAAUCUAGGCAGACAAAGUGAAAGUCUGGGCAUAUCAGUGGGCAGGGUCGAUGUAACGCAACAACCAGGUUUGAGUGGGAGGUUUCUGGUUACAAUACUGCCCACUAUUUUUCAUGCUAAAGACGGAAAUUUCCGGAAAUAUGUAUCAGCACGGACUAUUGAAGACAUUCAAGCAUAUGUUGUGGAGAGGAAGUGGGCGGCAGUUGAACCUGUACCAGGAUGGAAAUCACCGUCCUCUCUGCUGAUGUCAGGAAUGGCUACUCUGUUUCGGCUGUCUGUGUGGAUCAGACAAAUCCACACUUACCUGACUAAUACACUGGGCAUUCCCUCAUGGGGCUCUUACGUGAUAUUUGCCAUCAUUACACUCUUUAUGGGACUAGUGCUCGGCCUGAUGCUGGUGUUGAUUGCUGACUGCAUUUGGCCAUCCAGACCAAAGCGCAAAGAAAACAUAACAGUUUUGACUGUAAAAGAGGACGUCUCAGAGGAAGAGGUGGAAGACUUAUCCACAGAGGACAAACGCACAUCUGACCUGGACAACGAGAGUGAGAGAGUGUCGGAAGAGGAGUCGACAGAAGAGGAUGCUCCAAUCACAAACACCGCCGCCAGUUGCAGUGACCCGCGGCCACCAGAGGGGGUAGCAGAGAGCUCAGUGAGAAAACGCAAACCGCAGGGGCCGAACACUUCAGAGGGCACUUAAUGCAUGAUUGCUUUUAGUGCUGUUGCCACCAAAAAGAAGAAAAUGCCAUAUCUGUAGGAUAUGCAAAAGCAACGCCAGCUAGCAACAGAUUUCUGUAACGUACUGUACGUGCAGAACACAGUUUGCUCAUUUGAUGCUUCUAGCUGCGGUUAAAUUGAUUUAUGAAAACGAGUUGCUUACAUUUAUUGCUAAAGGUCUGAUGCCAAACAUUUACAGACCUACUCUUAAUGUUUUAUGGUUUUAUAUUUAGUUUAAACACCAAAAGUUAUACGUAUGAGCAUAAACACGAUUUGAAUGCUGAUGUCAUGUUGAAAACAUGUUUACAAUGUAUUUGGGUGACUUCCAUCUGUAAAGAACAUGUCAGGGUCACAUUUCACAGCAAAAAAUAAAAACAAAAAUAAGAUUUUGCAUUAAAACAGUGAAGCAAAUUGUUCAGCAUUGUGUCAUUAUUUUAAUGAAAAUUAAGCACAUUUACCUGGUAAAACAUGUAAAUUUUUUAUCAUAUUUAAUUGUAUUUAUUUUAUAAUUGUGAAGUAUUUGUACACGUAUGGUCUUUAAAUAAUGCUAAUUUUAAUUAAUGUAUUUCAGUAUUUUUAUAUAUAUACAUAUAUAUGUAUAUAAAAAGCCAACAUUUUUAAUAUACAAAAUGUACUGUAUUAUAGUAAUGAGAAUCAUGAUUAAAAAUAAUAAUUAUGAAAAACUCAAACAUUUUAUUAACUGGACACAUUACAGUAAAGAGCAAGAAUUUUGGGUGAAAAUGUGCUUAAUUAUCAUGAAAAUAAUUUCUUUUAAAACUUUUUGGCUAGAAAUAAGACCCGGACAAGUUUUUGACAAGUUUCGUCUGUUGUUUUACCCAAAUUCCUUCAUUGUUUUAUAUUUGUCAUAAUGAAUGCUUCCAUGUUUAUCCAUGUUUUACCUCUGUGCCACUAAUAAAGUCCUGCAUUUGCAAUCCUGACUGUUUUCAGAAGAAAAAGUUCUAAGCGCAGUAUGAAGAAUUUCUUGCACUAUUGCAGCCUUCAAAACUUAAUGCAUAUAGUGUGAAAAGCACAAACUGUCUAUAAUUAUCAUUACAUAAAUACAACAUAUUACCUGAAGGAUGCUUUGCAUACAAGGUCUCAGGUCUAAGUAUUUCUCAGUUGCAUAAAGACAUUCUUUUGUACAGUGUAGAUUUGUAAUUCCCCGUCAUUGCAAAUGGAAUUUAUUCAUUUGCACUUCAGAACUUUUACAAUGUGUUUGGUAUUGAAAUUGAUGCAGUCUUUAAAUUAAUUGAUGGUCUGUUGCCUUUAAUUUUUAUACUAUUGACAGACUGUUUAAAUUUGUGUAGCAUAUAAAUGUUUACCUGGUGAAUUAAGUCAGUUUUGUAAGUAGUAACACACAAAGAAACAUGCCAGCACGUUAGUUAGAUGUUCCUGUGUUUGUCAUUUAUCAUAUGCUGUAAAAAACAUCUAUCGCCAAUUUCAUUGUGUUGUGCAAGGUGUUUAUAGCUGCUGGAGUUCAUUAAACAGUUUUACUUCAAACAAA